This is a messenger RNA of Eremomyces bilateralis CBS 781.70, 3158 nucleotides long. Its product is annotated as DUF1620-domain-containing protein. Gene Ontology annotation, biological process: protein folding in endoplasmic reticulum. Lineage: Eukaryota; Fungi; Ascomycota; Dothideomycetes; Eremomycetales; Eremomycetaceae. The transcript has 3 exons. The record is from RefSeq and is a predicted model, not a curated record. Gene Ontology annotation, cellular component: EMC complex. The coding region runs from base 176 to 3058 and encodes 960 amino acids. Gene Ontology annotation, molecular function: protein binding.
GUUCAACACCAGCUCACUGUAACUUUACACGAGAAUUAUAGGAACUCCUCGCCUACAAUGCUAAGCUGGAUAGUUCCUGGAUAUCAAUUUUGACCACACCAUCCAUUUAUCCCUUCCAAUAUGCAUCCUUGAAUUCUAGGUCGCAUAUGGUUCCCCACUGGAUCUUGAUAUCGCAAUGCCCCCUCGGUGGCUGCUAUCAGCAGCUACAUCGUGUCUGCUACCGGCUCUCCUGCUAGGAAAUUUACCAUCUGCAUCGGCGGUAUUCGCGGACGAAGCCUACAAGAGCGAUUUUCACCUCUCUCUGAUCGGAUACCCUCGAAACCCCGACCUUACCUUCUUCCAAGCACCUUACUCCGGCUCCAAAGGCUCUCUUCUCUACACCGUCACCGACAAGAACGUUAUCGCUGCUGUGAACCCAAAGGACGGUUCCACAGUAUGGAGGCAACUGCUGGAGCAUAACUCUAGCUCGCCCACUGAAUCCUUUUUACGACCCGGCCCUGCGCAGGAUGUUGUUGUUUCGGGCAGCGGGCACAAGGUUGAGGCAUGGAGCGCGGCGGAUGGGAAGCAGGCCUGGAGGAAUGAUGUCAAAUCCGGCCAAGUCAGAGACGUAGAAGUUCUCCAGAUUGAAGAAGGAAAAGAGGGAGCCGAGAAAGAUGUGUUGGCGCUUGUGCAGGACGAGAAGACUUCGAUUCUUAAACGACUGAAUGGGAAGACAGGCGAGGUUGUCUGGGAAAGCCUGGACACGAGCGGCGACAUCCCAUUUCAGUUAUCCUCCUCCUUAACCACCAUUUUUGUCGUGUCAUACACAUCGACCCUGAUUGGAGGGAACGUCAAGGUCAAGGUUGCAUCCUACGAUCCCCAGACCGGCCGAAACAUCGACAAGCAGACGCUCAGCACGGAAAUCGACAUCUCCCAUCCGGAAAACAUCUUCGUCGGCGCAAACUCUGCGGCGCCGGUUAUCGUGUGGGCUGAUACAUCGUCCAAGACUUUGAAAGUGAACGUUCUAGGCAGCAAAUCGAUCAGUUCAUUCAGCAUCGACAGUCCGACCGGUGAGGAAAUUCGAGACGUCAGCGUACAUGCGCCUCACCAGCCUAAUGCGCUACCACAUUUUCUUGUGCAUUAUCAGACCGGUAAAACCCAUUGGGCGGAGGUCUUCCAUAUCAACGUCAAGAAAGGCAAGGUCACGAAAGCAUACGACCUUCCCAAACUCUCUGGUACGGGCGCUUUCUCAGUAAGCACCAUCGAUGCAAAUGUUUACUUUACAAGAGUUACGGAUGAUGAGAUCAUCAUCGUCUCAUCUGCAUCGCAUGGUAUCCUUUCUCGAUGGCCGAAGAAGCCGGUGGUUCCAGCCACCCAAAGGCUUGUUCUGCCACAUGCGGUCCAGGCAUCCUCCGAGGUUGUGGCGAAGCCGGGCAAUACAUUUGCCGUGCGCUCCGUUGUGCUCUACUCUGAUGGCGACUGGAAGUUGGUCAAGAAUGGAGAGGAAGAUUGGAUCAGGCCGGAAGCACUUGCAUAUGCGGAUGAAGCGGUCUUUGUGGAUCCCCCAGAAGAUCUCAGCCUUGCCUUGAAUCUAGAAGUCGAGGGGCAUGAAAACGUUGUGAAGGGCUUUUUCCACCGUGCCAAGAGGCAUCUACAUGACCUACAAUCCUUGCCCGCAAGGCUCGAACAGCUUCCACAGCUGGUCCUCGGAUCCUUCUUUAAAAAAAGCGAGAGCAUCCUCGUGCGCGGUAAACGAUAUGGGUUUGACAAGAUCCUUGCGAUUGCAACCACAGAAGGCCGGCUUCUCGGACUCGACUUUGCGGAAGGAGGCAAGGUGAUGUGGAACAUUAACCUGAAAGCUCUGGAUCCUAAUGAGCAGUGGUCGCCAGUGAAGCUCGACACAGCUGUGGCGGGGACGAUUACUGUUCAAGGCUAUCAGUCGAAGAAGGUCCUCGAAUUCAACGCAACGACUGGACUGCCCCUUACCCCGGAGCAACUCGUCAACCGCGUCGCGGUUGCGACGCCGGAGACUCCGGCUCGACUAUCCGUGUACUACGAUUUUUCGGAGAUCAACAAUGUGGUUCAAGGUUAUCAAAGCCCAGAUGGCAUCGAACGGCAAGAGCUGUGGACAUUCCAGCCGCCGCCUGGCGAGCGCAUCAUCGUGGUCACGAGUCGAGCUGCACACGACCCCGUCGCAUCCAUCGGAAGGGUUCUUGGAGAUCGGAGAGUCCUUUACAAGUAUUUGAAUCCCAAUCUGGUCCUGAUCACCAGCGUGUCCGAAGCAUCUGGCAAAGCGACAUUCACGGUUCUGGACGGCGUUUCGUCCAAUGUGUUGCACACGUCCACCCAUGUUGGUGUUGACACAUCUCAACCGAUCCCAGCUAUUCUCUCGGAGAACUGGCUCGCUUACUCAUUUACUCUGAACACCUCGUCCUCCGCAGCAUCGGCUAAAGGAUCCAGUCUUACGUUCACCGAAUUCUACGAGUCAUCGAUCCCCGAUGACCGAGGCCCCCUUGGCGCGUCGGAUGAAGUGUCAUCAGUUGGAAAGAAUGACCUAUCCCUCCCACACGUUGUCUCUGCAAGUUAUCUCAUCCCGCACCCCCUCUCCUACCUCACAACGACUUCGACGCUUCAGGGCAUCACCACGCGCUCUUUGUUAGGCAUCACUCACUCAUCGGACUACCCGACCACCUUAUACUCGCUUCCUACCAAUGCUCUGUCUGCCCGACGACCCGUCGGACGAGACCCAACACCUCAGGAGGCAAUGGAAGGGCUAUCGAGGUAUGCUCCUGUCUUCGACCUGGCACCGCCCUGGGCGAUCAACCACAAGAGGGAGAUCUGGGGCCUGAAGAAGGUGAUUAGCAGCCCUAGCGGGUUGGAGAGCACGAGCUUGGUGUUCGCGUGGGGAUUGGAUCUGUUUGGAACGGUUACGGCGCCGAGUGGGACGUUCGAUAUGCUUGGGGGAGGGUUUGAUAAGAUCCAGAUGCUGAUUACUGUGGCGGGAUUGUGGGCGGGUGUGUUGGGCGUGGCACCAUUUGUUCGGCGCAAGCAGAUUAAUACUCCGUGGCAGAUGUCUUGAUUAUUCUCCACGCUCUAGUCGACGAGAAUAUGUACAGUAUGCGAUGCUAGACACUUGCGAGAGGCAUCCGAUUACUUUGGAGGCUUUUGGGCCGCCGAAU